CGGAGGCCUGCGCUAUCCCAGGGUGCUGUUCGCGGCGUGGGCGCCGCCGUCCCGCUGAGGGGGAGACAGUCUGCGCGGCUGCCUCGCCAACGAGACGCGCUGCGGGCUGCCGCCAAACGGACAUGUUAGCGCCGAGGCCCUGAAGGCGGGAGGCCGACGAGAACCACGUCCCGCCGCUUCCUUCGGGGCUCCUCCGCGCGCGGUAGCAAGAGGCCGCCGAGCCACAGCCAUGGAGGCUGUGAACGCCUUCAACCAAGAGCUCUUCUCAUUGAUGGAGAUGAAACCUCCUAUUUCUCGUGCAAAGAUGAUUCUUAUUACUAAAGCUGCCAUCAAAGCUAUUAAGCUUUACAAACACGUAGUCCAGAUUGUAGAGAAGUUUAUAAAAAAGUGUAAACCAGAAUACAAAGUUCCUGGAUUGUAUGUUAUUGACUCUAUUGUUCGUCAGUCUCGUCAUCAAUUUGGAACAGAUAAGGAUGUUUUUGGGCCAAGAUUCUGUAAAAAUAUAACAGCCACAUUCCAGUAUUUAUAUCUCUGUCCAACAGAAGACAAGAGUAAGAUAGUUCGUGUCCUCAACUUAUGGCAGAAAAAUGGAGUGUUUAAAAUAGAAAUAAUUCAACCUCUCCUCGACAUGGCAGCAGGAGCUAGCAGUACUGCUUCAAUGACUGAAGAUACUACUAAUAAUGAAGGUUCACCACCUCCUGCCACAGUGAUUCCAUCUGAGCCUCUUCAAGUUGCUUCCAAUUCAGUACCUGCUGUGCCGCAGUUGCCCAGUUCUGAUGCCUUUGCAGCUGUAGCCCAGUUAUUUCAGACAACACAAGGACAACAGCUCCAACAGAUUCUGCAGACUUUUCAGCAGCCUCCGAAACCUCAAUCUCCUGUGAUAGAUAACAAUGUAAUGGCUCAGGUCCAUGCUAUUACUGCCCAGCUGCAGACUACAGCAACACAACCAUCCGAACAAAAACAUGAUUUCUCAGCACCUGAGCAAAAGACAUCUUUUGAUAAGAAGCUGUUGGAUCGAUUUGACUAUGAUGAUGAACCAGAAGCAGUAGAAGACACCAAGAAAGAGGAACCAACAGCUCCUGCAAUCUCUCAACCAACAUUUGGUUUUCCGGGUGAAGGUAUGCAGCAACAAGUUUAUGCCCAGCUCCCAAAUAUAGACCAGUAUCAGCAACGAGUGCUUGGAAUGCAACAGGAACCUAUGCUUCACCAGGUCCCACUUCCUCCAAAUGGACAAAUGCCAAGUUAUGGACUUCUACCUGCAUCACAGUUUCCUCCCAUGGCUCAGCCUGGGAUGCAACCCUCACCCCAGGUGCAACAACCUUUCCAGCCUUCUUUUCCAGCACAAAAUGAACCACAUACACAGAAACAUACACAUCAGCAGGUAAAUAACUUGCUAUCUUUCCCCCCAGCCCUAAUGCCAAAUGUUGCACCCAGGAAGAAAUCUCAGGACUGUUCACAAGAGUUCCAUAGUGUAUGCUUUGGUCACUGUUUCUUACCCUAUUUUAAUUUAUCUGGAUGUGUUUGUCACAUUAGAUUUCCAGUACAGGUUAGACUCCUUUAGAGUACUGAGUUUUAG
This is a messenger RNA of Podarcis muralis (Common wall lizard), 1576 nucleotides long. The record is from RefSeq and is a predicted model, not a curated record. Lineage: Eukaryota; Metazoa; Chordata; Lepidosauria; Squamata; Lacertidae.